CCCCAACUUCCGCCGCUCCUCUUCUCCUUCACCUCACAAGACUUCAGUUCUUCCACACUCGUUCCAGUCUCUUGCAGACGUGUCUCUCCUUUAUCCAACCACAGUCAUUCCUUCAGCCCGGUUCUCUUUGCGGAAUUGAUUUCUGCCAGUCCUCGAUUUCACUGCACUGCUCAGCUACGAAACGACUCCUUCACGACUCCGCAUAUCAACUGCACAAAGAACCAGGUCUAGAUACCCGCAAGCAUGCAGCUCAUCUCGACUCUCCUCUUCGCUGGCCUAGCCACCGCCAGCGGCCUUCACGGUCGUCGUUCGCAGAACAACCGCCGCCAGGGCUAUGGUGGCUACGGUGGAGGUGGAUAUGGCGGUGGAGUGUCCAGCUCCCGCCAUGUCACACCCUCGUCCACCGAGCUCUCACCGACCUUCUCUUCGCCAGUGAGCUCUGUCGUCGUCAAAUCGACCCCGUCAGCUGCUGGGUAUGGUGGUGGAGCCUCCAGCUCCAGCCUCGUCGUAUCCUCGUCCACCGAGCUCUCUCCCACCUUUUCCUCGCCAGUGAGCUCUGUCGUCGUCGUUAAGUCGACUCCGUCCUCAGCUGCUGGGUACCCGACCUCGCUCGCAGGUUACCCGGUACCAUCGUCUUCCCUGGCGGCCACCGAGGUCUCUUCUUCCUCGCUCGCGGGCUACCCAGUCCCGUCGUCUUCGCUCGCCGCAACCGGGGUGUCAUCUUCUUCCCUAGCUGGCUACCCAGUUCCAUCGUCCUCGCUCGCCGCUACCGGUCCCUCUUCCCUCGCUGGCUACCCAGUUCCCUCGUCCUCGCUUGCGGGCACUGGCAUCUCUUCGCUCGCAGGCUAUCCAGUUCCCUCGUCUUCCCUCGCUGGAACCGGUGUGUCCUCUUCGCUCGCUGGCUACCCCGUACCGUCGUCCUCGCUCGCUGGAACUGGUGUGUACUCAUCUGCUGGCGUCUACCCGUCCUCGUCUUUGGCCGGAACUGGCGUAUCUUCCGCGGUUGUCUACCCAUCUUCCUCUGCUGGCGUCUUCCCAUCGUCGUCCUUGGCCGGCACUGGUGUUUCGUCCGCUGUAGGCGUUCCCUAUCCGUCUUCGUCUUUGGCCGGCACUGGUGUAUCCUCCGCCGUUGGUGUUCCCUACCCGUCCUCGUCUUUGGUUGGCACUGGUGGCGCUCCCUACCCGUCCUCGUCCCUGGGCGGCACUGGCGUCUACCCUUCCAUCCCUCUGACCACCGGUGGCGCUUCCACUGAGGCCCCAGUCUCUUCUGGCUCCCCCGGCGAGACCUAUCUCACCACCCACGUCUCUGAGGUCACCCUCACCUACACCAUUGGAUACGGAAGCAGCGCGCACGCCGUGACGACCACCAUCCAGGAGACCUCCACCGAGACCGUUGUCAAGACCGUCUACGCGACCAAGCCUGUCGGUGGCUACGCCACUGCCUCCGUCUCUGAGGCCGCUACUCCAACCUCUACCACUACUAUUUCAAGCACUUCCACCACCACGAAGUUCAUCACGGUGUACCCCACCGAGUCUGGCAACAGCCCAACUGAGACUGGUACCCCUGGUGAGGGCGAGUGCUCUGCUCCCGUCUACAUCACCGUUACUGCCCAGGAGACUGUUGUACGUUUGCACGUUUCUCCCUUUUAUCGAUCUCACUAACCGUUUAGACCGUCACUGCUCCCGCUGGUGGAUACGAAUCAGCCACCGCUGCCGCUGCGGCCUCCUCGCCAGCUGGCUACCCUGUGUACAGCUCACUCGUUUCCUCUGCUGAGGCCCCAGCCAGCACCGGUGCUCCUGUGUACCCCACUGCUCCCUACGGCAACGGCACUCUCCCUAGCAGCGUCUUCGCCCCAUCUGGCUUCCUGACCUACAGCAAGCCUGCUGGAACUGCUCCUUCCUACCCAGCUUCAUCGUCGAUUGGCGGCACUGGAGCCGUCCCGUCCGGCACCGCGCCUGCGUAC
Molecule: messenger RNA, 1964 nt
Organism: Mytilinidion resinicola
Lineage: Eukaryota; Fungi; Ascomycota; Dothideomycetes; Mytilinidiales; Mytilinidiaceae
Exons: 1
Coding region: 244-1662 (472 amino acids)
Source: RefSeq, a predicted model, not a curated record